This is a messenger RNA of Racocetra persica, 349 nucleotides long. Lineage: Eukaryota; Fungi; Glomeromycota; Glomeromycetes; Diversisporales; Gigasporaceae. The record is from the annotation of a GenBank genome assembly.
AGCGCUAGGAAGAGUAGAAAUACUGACAGCACAAACAUGUACAAAACCCGGAGCAUGUUUCACAAUUCAUCAAGAUGAUAUAUUACCACCGAUACUUAGAACUUCAAAUGAAAAGGUUGGACGGAUAAGAUUUGCCGUCUCAUUGUGUACAGAUAAAUAUACUUGGAAAUGCUUUAUUUAUUUUGCAAUAAUUAAACUUAUCGCAAUGGUGAUAUUUCUUAUUUCUGCCAUCUUUAUGAUUAUAUGGGCACUUCCACCAUUUACAUUAUUGGGACUGCCAUAUAUGUGUCUUGCUUGUAGGAAAAUGGGUGAAUUACAAGUUUAUCUUACUAGAAAUUGCUUGACUUGA